Messenger RNA from Suillus paluster, 1014 nucleotides. RefSeq lists its product as uncharacterized. The record is from RefSeq and is a predicted model, not a curated record. The coding region runs from base 100 to 1014 and encodes 304 amino acids. NCBI's taxonomy places the organism in Eukaryota, Fungi, Basidiomycota, Agaricomycetes, Boletales, Suillaceae. The transcript has 5 exons.
GGGAAUGGCACCAGGAGCGCAGCUAGAGAAAAUAGAAGCUUUGUGUUUAAACACUUCAAUUCAACGCUUACCGACUGGAAGUUGAUUGGAAGAAAACAAAUGACAGGCGCUGACCAAGCGCUGAGAUAUACCCCUAUUGAUGUCCUCUACACAGAGGACAACUUGCGGACCACCAUGGAUCUGCUUAGAAAUACUACCAUCGAGGAAGUAAAACAAAAGGCAACAGCAGAAAUGCUCAAGAAGGUUGGGGUGCUCUACCACUAUCUGUCACAAAUGCCAUUUUGGUCCAAAGUUUAUCUGGUAUGGACUCAAGGCAAGGAGGACACCCGUGUCCCCCGCCGCGUCUCCGACUCUGCAAAUGCCCCGAUGGUUCGUCAUCAAGCUGUCCGGCCAAUAGUUGUUGUAUCUACCAAAGGCAGCCUCAUCAUGGAUACGCUGGAUUCAAAGCUGGAAGCAGACCUCGCGGGAGCGAGACUCAUACUAGAAGAGGAAGAAGAAGAAAAAAGAAUCGACAAAAACGUCCAAAACGAGGGACGUCCAGACAUCCCGUGGUACACUAUGGAUGAUGGUGACCUAAUGUCGAAGGUUCUUGCCUUGCAGCAGGACAUGCAGGAGCAGACGGCCAAUAACGUUGCCUUGCAGCAGCAUGAGAAAACAGGUGGCCGAGGGGGCAGAGUCCUUCUGGACAUAGCUCGAAACAAGCUGGCGAUGAUUUGUGGCUUUGUGAGCAAUAUGGCCAAGCAGGCAUUGGCCGCUCUCAAUUCAAAAGACCGACAGCAUUGGCUACCCAUUGUCAGCCGACCUACAGCACUCCAUUUGCUGUUGCACCGGAAUCGUGUUAGGGACCGCGGCGAUUGGGCUGCCCACACCUCGGCAAAGGACGACAUGAGUCAAAGUAUCCUAGUCUUGAAAGCAGGCCCAGAACGGGACGAUAUGACCUUCAUCUUUAGAGCCGUGUUUGAUGGUGGGGAUCCGGUUCAAAAAGGAUUCACCGGUGACCCGAUGGACGGCUAG